This is a messenger RNA of Carcharodon carcharias (great white shark), 1010 nucleotides long. RefSeq names its product RPA interacting protein (gene rpain). The coding region runs from base 171 to 869 and encodes 232 amino acids. Gene Ontology annotation, biological process: protein import into nucleus. The transcript is spliced from 7 exons. The record is from RefSeq and is a predicted model, not a curated record. NCBI's taxonomy places the organism in Eukaryota, Metazoa, Chordata, Chondrichthyes, Lamniformes, Lamnidae. Gene Ontology annotation, cellular component: PML body; nucleus.
CGGGCCUGGGUCCACUUCCCGGCCAGUGCGCCUGCGCAGCGCCGCUGCUGCGCUGACGGGCAUUGCGCUUGCGCGACGGAACCGGUGGCGUGGUCGGUUAGCGGCUAAAGUCCGCUUCCGGACAGCAGCUCCAACUCUACGCUUCGGACCUGCCGCCUGAGGGGCCGGGUAUGGACUUCAGUGAGAGAAUGGAAGUGGAUUCCAGGCACCGAACUCUAUAUAAAGGCCGUACUGCCCCCUGGAAGGAGACAUACAGGAAGAGGUGUGUAGAAAGAUUGAAGAACAGCCGGGCAAAGCUGUUAGACAGGUACAGGCAUGUGGGAGAGAAUCCAAGCUGCAACCUCAGUGGAUCCUUGCUCGUGCAAGAGGUGAUGGAAGAAGAAUGGAGAGCUCUGAAAGCACAAGAUGGAAAUUUCCACUCACUGUGGAAGAGGGGAAGUUUAACAGAGGUUCUGAAUACACUGGAGAAUAUAACUGAAUUGGCAGAACUUGAGGAAAUUCAACAGGAGCUCCUCAGCGAAGAACAGGCCAUCAUAGAGGAGUACGAGGCCAGCUUACGUUUCGAUGAAGCCUGUUUGAACGCCAUUAUUGAUGGGUUUGUUGUUCCUGACGACAGACUCAUAUGCCCUGUUUGUAACAGGAACUACCUAAAUGUGAGCAGUGACUUUAUAGCUUGCCAGUGUGGGAUGUGCAUUAAUACAGGGGAGGUGACAGUGCAACAAUUUCGAGCUCUUCUUGAACACGGUGUCACUGAGCAUAGCACUCUAUGUGCACAUUGUCCAAGCUUUUCUGUCGUAAAUGGCAUAGAAGCAGAACCCUUGCUUCUCAUGAGCUGUCAGGCUUGUGAUUAUCUGUCCGUUAUCCUAUAGUUACACUGAGUGUUCCUGGAUAUUUUGCAAGAAUAGCGAUGAAUUCAGUAAGAAUAGCUCUUGCUGUGUGUAAAGUACUGAACAUUAUUGUGCAUUCUGUGUUCUACCUCUAAUAUAAUAAAGGUUUUUUAUGUUUCUGUA